Chara braunii is the source of this 1338-nucleotide messenger RNA. NCBI's taxonomy places the organism in Eukaryota, Viridiplantae, Streptophyta, Charophyceae, Charales, Characeae. The record is from the annotation of a GenBank genome assembly.
AUAGAGGGUGAUCUGGUUGAAUUCACCCUGCCAUCUCGACCCACUAACUGGCACGACGGCCGGUAUAAGUGGAGGUCGAUCCUCAUGUGGCCUGGCGCUUGGCUUGGGAUGUACCGGGAACUUAAGAGCAGCCAAAGCCCUUACGACCUAGCAGCUAAACCUGUAUUUGAGUCCAGAAAGCGAUAUCUUCAGGAGGAGGUAGAGGCUUUCCAGCUCGAGGAGCAGGACACCGCGCUGUGGACCGAUAGGUACCCUCCCCAGAUCAUUACGGGGGAGCUGCAGGUCGUCCACGAUGGGUUCUUCCCACAUUCAGGCUGCAGAUUGAGGGCGACCAUUCCCUCGUUUGUGGUUGACGAGGUGUUUGGCGGAGUAGGAGGCUUGGUCGAGGCCUAUCUCACCGCGACAGAGCUCGAGCGUUUCUCGAGGGGGGAUCUUGACAUCCACUACAUCUACUACUCCCUUGUGACUCCGAGACCCCAGUGUGGAGACGAGAGGAUUCAACUCAUAGAGCUAAUCCGGUCCAUCGCCCCUAGCUCAUCUGGAGGUUGGAGAGACGAGAGCUACGAGUGGAGGCAUCCCCCGCCGUCCUACGUGUGGGAUUUGCUGGACCACGAGCUUAGGGUCGGGCCUGACUAUAUUACGUCGAUAGGCGUGCUCUUCGUGGACCACUGGGACUCGUGGUGGGGUAGCGAGGCUCUGAUAGCCCCUUAUCAGCUGACUCGAUACUACGAGAUCAUAGGGGCGUCGGGAUAUCACGUGGCUGCGGAGGUGGACGACGGCGACGUUGACGACGAGGAGGCGUGGGAGCCUGACUGGGUGGACUCUGACGAUGAGAAUUUUGAGUCAGAGGAUGAGGUAGAGGAGGCCGACGAGGUGGAUGAGGCUGAGGCAGACAUGAUCCAUUCCCCGAGGAUUGUGGUCGGGUUUAGAGCCUACGCGUGAGGAUGCGGUAGGGAUUUCAGACGUAGGCUUGAUGGAGAGACGUCACUAGGCUUAGAUGGGCAGGCAUACCGUCUUCCUAAGACACGUAUAUUGGACUCAGAGAUCACCCGAAGAGCGAGGACCGACGAGGGAGGAGAUUGACGAAGUAAUACGAGCCCUGAACGAGAACGCGAGGCAGGAGGUACUGCCAUACGAACUCAUUAAGUAUGAGUAUGUUCAGAAGGGCGGCAUAGAGCACGAACGCCUGUACGUCCUCAUCUACCGUAUCGUAGAUCUGGAUGAGUACGACGUGCAGGUUUACCUGCCUAGCAGGCGAACGGGAGGAUAUUUUUACGGGAGUAGUUGGAAAAACGCGGCAAGGCUGGUACUAGCCGAAAAUGAAUGAUUAAAGGCAGA